Pediculus humanus corporis (human body louse) is the source of this 516-nucleotide messenger RNA. Its product is annotated as NADH-Ubiquinone oxidoreductase PDSW subunit. Bases 1 to 516 code for a protein of 171 amino acids. The transcript is spliced from 5 exons. Lineage: Eukaryota; Metazoa; Arthropoda; Insecta; Psocodea; Pediculidae. The record is from RefSeq and is a predicted model, not a curated record.
AUGGAAUCUGACGAAAAAGUGUAUAAUCCAAAUUUGUUUAUGAGAUUUACUUAUUUAUUAUUUGAAAAGCCGGUUGUUUGGUUCCGAGAAAAUAUUGUUGAACCAAAUCGUAAAGAAUAUUAUUGGUAUCAUGAAAAACGUCGCAGAGUUCCCACAAUUGACGAAUGUUAUACUAAUGAUACAUUAUGUCGUUUUGAAGCUGAUUUUCAAUGGGCAAUUGAUAAAAGAGUUGAUAUAGAAAUAUUGAAAAUAUUAAAUCGAAGGCUUACAAAUUGUAUAAACGAAAAUUGGUAUAAUAAAUCAAAAUGUAACGAGAUUAAAGAUUAUUUAAAUACUCAAAAAACAAAUUUUUUUAUUAAAUUAUCGAAUGGUGAACUUAGAUAUACAGAUGGUGCAUAUGAAUGUUAUAUGAAACAAAAACAUAGAAUGGCUUGGGAAAGAAGACAUGGACCUGUAGGUUCAGGUAAAAAACCACUAGAAGAAAGAAAACCUAAAGUAGAUGAAGGGGAUAAAUAG